Molecule: messenger RNA, 448 nt
Organism: Priapulus caudatus
Lineage: Eukaryota; Metazoa; Priapulida; Priapulimorpha; Priapulimorphida; Priapulidae
Exons: 3
Source: RefSeq, a predicted model, not a curated record
UCUAAUUGCUACCGAGCGUUAUGCAAGGCGAGCGCAAUCAUGAUGACGUUAUCGGCCGGCGUUUGUGGUUGCCUUCUAUUCUUUUUGAUGGCUGCGGAAGUUCGCGGCGAGGCGACACCUAUCGGUCAUGUUUUGCAAAAAAGGGCGCGCAUUUGUGGUCCGAACCUUCCCGCCACUAUCCGUCUCGUCUGCAAUUCUUACUACAGAAGUCCACCACACAAGCGUUCACGAGCAGACGCAGACCUACUAGAUGAUCGCUCGACACCCAUUUUCGCGUUUAGUACAGACAACAACCCAAACACACGUGGCUUCACCGGAGACGGCACUCCUGAAGGCGAUUCCGCGGGGAUGAUAGACAGCAAACAGUCGCUACCGUCGCCAUUCCUUACGCAGAUGGCAGCAUUGAGCUUUAUUAAAGAUCUUGGUAGCAAACAUCGAUUAAAACGGC